Messenger RNA from Acanthosepion pharaonis, 1800 nucleotides. The record is from the annotation of a GenBank genome assembly. Lineage: Eukaryota; Metazoa; Mollusca; Cephalopoda; Sepiida; Sepiidae.
AUGAAGAAAGCCUUUAUUACUUACCCUUCUUUAUUACUCUUCCUUCUUUAUUACUCUCUAUUACUCUCUAUUCUUUAUUACUCUUCCUUUUUUAUUACUCUCUAUUCUUUAUUACACUUUCUUCUUUAUUACUCUUCCUUCUUUAUCACUCACUAUUCUUUAUUAUUUUCUCUUCUUUAUUACUCUUAUUGCUCUCCCUUCUUUAUUACUCUCUAUUCUUUAUCACUCUCCCUUCUUUAUUACUCUCUCGUCAUUAUUACUCUCCCUUCUUUAUUACUCACUCUUCUUUAUUAUUCUAUCUUCUUUAUUACUCUUCCUUCUUUAUUAUUCACUUUCUUUAUUAAUCUCGCUUCUUUAUUACUCUCCUUUAUUACUCUCAACUUGUUUUACUUUUCUUUCUUUAUUACUCUCUCUUCUUUAUUAGCCUCUCUUCUUUAUUACUCUCUCUUCUUUAUUAGCCUCUCUUCUUUAUUACUCUUUCUUCUUUAUCACUCUCACUUUUUUAUUACUCCCUGUCUACAUUACUCUUCAUUCUUUAUUACUGUCUAUUCUUUACUACUCUUCCUUUUUUAUUACUCUUCCUUCUUCAUUAACGUUGUUGUUGUCUUUGUUGUUUUUGACGUUCUUCUUCUUAUUAUUAUUAUUAUUAUUAUUAUUAUCAUCAUCAUCCUCUUCCUCCUCCUCCUCCUCCUUCUUCUUCUUCUUCUUCUUGCUUGUCUACUUUUGUUUUGCCAUAUCUUUCUUUCAUUCCCUGAAUUUUUUUCUAUUUUGUCUGUUUCUCGUUUUUUGACAUUCGUUUUUUUCUUUGUUUCGUUUUUCUUUCUUUUUUUCUUUCUUCUUCUUCUUCUUCUUCUUCUUCUUCUUCUUCUUCUUUAUUGUAUAUUGACUAUUCUUCAUCCAUAUCUUUCUUUCUCAUCCUUUUUCCCUUGUGAUUUUCUGUUGCAUUUUCUUCCCUUUUCGCCUCUCUUUUUUUUCUGUCACUUUCUGUUUUGUUUCUUGAGCGUUUCUACAUUUUUUUUGUCCAUUUUCUUUUUUUAUAUAUUUCUUCCUUCUUUUCUUUCGUUCUUUCUUUUUAUUUCUUCUGUUUCUAUUCUAUUUCUCUUUUUCCUUUUUGCUUCAUUUUACUUUUUCCUUCUCUUUCUGUUUCACUUAUUAUCACUUUGUCUUUCUUUCUUCAUUUUUUGUUUUGUCGCAUCGGCUUGCAGCGAGCGUAACCGGCAUCCUCUUCUCCAUUCUCUCUUCAUCCUUUGUCAUCUAUCUAUCUAUCUAUCUAUCUAUCUAUCUAUCUGGACAUAUUUAUCUAUUUAUCUAUCUCAAUUUGUUCAUACUUAUCUAUCUAUCUAUCUAUCUAUCUAUCUAUCUAUCUAUCUCUCUCUCUCUCUCUCUCUCUCUCUCUCUAUAUAUAUAUAUAUAUAUAUAUAUAUAUAUAUAUAUAUAUAUAUAUCCAUUCAUAUUUAUCUAUCUCAAAUCUGUUCUAUCUAUAUCUAUCUAUCUAUCUAUCUAUCUAUCUAUCUAUGUCUGCUCAUACCUAUCUAUCUUCUAUCUGUCUGUUCAUAUCUAUCUAUCUAUCUAUGUAUCUCAUUUUGUUCGUAUCUAUAUCUCUAUCUUAAUCUGGACAUAUUUAUCAAUUUAUCUAUCUCAAUCUGUUCAUAUCUAUCUAUCUAUCUAUCUAUCUAUCUAUCUAUCUAUCUAUCUAUUCUUUCCCAGUGCGUUCAAACGCAUAUCUAUCUAUCUAUCUAUCUAUCUAUCUAUCUAUCUAUCUAUCUAAAUUCCUUUAUUCCCGUCUCUCAGAUCUGCUAG